Molecule: messenger RNA, 1582 nt
Organism: Beta vulgaris subsp. vulgaris (sugar beet)
Lineage: Eukaryota; Viridiplantae; Streptophyta; Magnoliopsida; Caryophyllales; Amaranthaceae
Product: GDP-mannose 3,5-epimerase 2
Exons: 7
Coding region: 253-1386 (377 amino acids)
Molecular function (GO): GDP-mannose 3,5-epimerase activity; NAD binding
Source: RefSeq, a predicted model, not a curated record
AGACAACCAGACAAGGGAGUCUUAUAAGUGAAAAGCCCGCCCCUCAAAACGUGAUAAUGAUAUAGAGACAAUUGAGUGGCCACGCUCCGCGGUUCUUUCCCACUCUUUAGCCUAUUUAUAGUUGCUCUUAAUUUUUCUGAAAACUCUCCAAUUUCAAAUCACAUCCCUUCGAUUCUUUUUCAUUAUCUUUUACUCUCUUAUCUUCUUCAACCUUGAAACUCUUCGAAUUCCACCUAAAUAGCUUUAAGCAGAAUGGGGAGUAAUGAUGGAGUUGACUAUGGUGCUUACACCUAUGACAAGCUUGAGAGGGAGCCGUACUGGCCGUCCGAAAAGUUGAGGAUUUCAGUCACUGGAGCUGGUGGUUUCAUUGGGUCCCACAUUGCUCGACGGCUGAAACGUGAAGGGCACUAUGUCAUUGCUUCUGAUUGGAAGAAGAAUGAGCACAUGACUGAGGACAUGUUUUGUAAUGAAUUCCAUCUUGUUGAUCUUAGGGUGAUGGACAAUUGCUUGAAGGUCACGAAAGACGUAGAUCAUGUGUUUAACCUUGCUGCUGAUAUGGGUGGCAUGGGUUUCAUCCAGUCAAAUCACUCUGUUAUUAUGUAUAACAAUACAAUGAUCAGUUUCAACAUGAUUGAGGCAGGCAGGAUCAACAAUGUUAAAAGGUUCUUCUAUGCUUCAAGUGCGUGCAUCUACCCUGAGUUCAAGCAGUUAGAAACUGACAAUGUUAGUCUUAAGGAGGCUGAUGCUUGGCCUGCAGAGCCACAAGACGCAUAUGGCUUGGAAAAACUUGCCACUGAGGAGCUGUGCAAGCAUUACACCAAAGAUUUUGGAAUUGAAUGCCGAAUUGGAAGGUUCCACAACAUUUAUGGUCCUUUUGGCACUUGGAAAGGUGGUAGGGAGAAGGCUCCAGCUGCAUUUUGUAGGAAGACUCUUACCUCUACUGAUAAAUUCGAGAUGUGGGGUGAUGGUUUGCAGACUCGAUCUUUCACUUUCAUUGAUGAAUGUGUGGAAGGUGUACUUAGACUGACCAAGUCAGACUUCCGGGAGCCAGUGAAUAUUGGAAGUGAUGAGAUGGUUAGUAUGAAUGAGAUGGCUGAGAUUGUAUCGAGUUUCGAGGAUAAGAAGCUUCCAAUCCAUCAUAUUCCUGGCCCAGAGGGUGUCCGUGGUCGUAAUUCGGAUAACACACUGAUUAAAGAGAAACUUGGCUGGGCCCCGACCAUGAAGUUGAAGGAUGGGCUAAGGAUAACUUACUUCUGGAUCAAGGAGCAAAUCGAAAAAGAAAAGGCUAGAGGUGUGGACCUGUCAGUUUAUGGGUCAUCUAAGGUGGUGAGCACCCAAGCUCCAGUUCAGCUCGGCUCCCUACGCGCUGCUGAUGGCAAAGAAUGAUGCAUUUCUUUCUGGGCAGUAAAGCCAUGAUUGUUUUAGGUUAUAUGGGCAUUGCUUUUGUUUUAUAGAUAGUCAUAUGCCUUUUCUCUAUGCUAUAGGAUUGAAUUUUUAGUCACUAUCCUUAUCAAAAUGUUCAUCUCGACAGAAUAUUGCCCUGCUCUGGCAUAUCAAUGAAGUAACAUCAUAUUAUUUUUCA